AUGCCUCAAGAAACCCCGCCACCCAUCCAACAAGAAACAGACAAGCACGAUCUCUCCGACGACGACGACGCCCUUUUCAAAGCUCUAGAGGAAGAAGACAACACCGGUUACCGCGCCCACCGCCUUGAACAAUUAAGCGCAGAAUUUGCAACGGCGCAGAAAUCUAGCAGUCAAAAGACCACCCUCGUUGAAGACUCGCUCUACCCAACUCUGAAAGGCGAUCAAGUGCUUCUAGACUACACAACUCAGACGCAACGAUGCGUAAUUCACUUCGCGCAUCCAGAAUUUGUGCGCUGCGCCACCAUGGAUAACCAUAUCCGGGCACUUGCGGCGCGACAUCAGGAUGUUCGGUUCGCAAGGGUUGACGUGCGCGAAACGCCCUUUGUCGUCGAGAAGUUGAAAAUCAGAAUCCUCCCCUGCGUAAUUGGGUUUUUGGAUGGAGUGGCCGUGGAGAGAGUUCUUGGCUUCGAAGGUUUGGGACCAGGGGGAACUGCUGGACUGGAAGGAUUUAAUACCGCUAGUCUGGAGAAGAGGUUGCUAGGAAAGGGUAUUCUGUCCCAGGCGAGAUUCAGCGCCGAUGACGAGGAGGAAUCAGAUAGGGACAGUGAUGAGGACAACGAUGCAAGGCAGGGCAGACGCGGUAUUCGGACUGGGAUUACGCGAGCCUACAAGGACGACGAUGACAGCGACUGGGACUGAAACGAUAGGCAGUGGUCCGCAUAGCAGACAAUAUCUGACUGUAUUGCGUAUCU
This is a messenger RNA of Aspergillus nidulans FGSC A4, 752 nucleotides long. Its product is annotated as Phosducin-like family protein phnC. The record is from RefSeq and is a predicted model, not a curated record. Lineage: Eukaryota; Fungi; Ascomycota; Eurotiomycetes; Eurotiales; Aspergillaceae. Bases 1 to 699 code for a protein of 232 amino acids. The transcript has a single exon.